Molecule: messenger RNA, 879 nt
Organism: Scophthalmus maximus (turbot)
Lineage: Eukaryota; Metazoa; Chordata; Actinopteri; Pleuronectiformes; Scophthalmidae
Product: transmembrane protein 229B
Exons: 2
Coding region: 108-746 (212 amino acids)
Source: RefSeq, a predicted model, not a curated record
AUUUUUUUUUCUCAGGUGGUGAAGGUUUGCUCCUUCCUCUCCCUGAGUUCACAACUUUAGCCUGUGACAGAGACAUCACUGUCUCACUGAUAACAUGGAGCAGCUUAAUGUUUGCACACUACACACACACACACACACACACAACACACACACACACAGGGAAGCAAAGGAUUACAAAGGCACAGAGACCCACAUGCUGCCCUGGGAUGGAGACGAGACAACUGAAGAAAAGGAGAACACAAGGUACAUGUAGCUAUGACCAAGGGAGCUGUGCUGAAAAUGAAGCCCCGGCAGAACAACCUGGCGGCAGCUCCAGUCGUCCUCUCUCUGCUCUGGUUCGUCUCUAUGUGUAUGCACUGCACGGCUGCCUGUGUGAGGUGGCCUUCACUGCUGUGUGCGACUGGUGCAGCACGCAAGACAGGAGGCUGGCAGGUCACACCAGCCUGUGGGCGCUGCCCAUGUACGCCACCGCAAUCUACCUGAUGGAGGGCCUGAGAUCGUGGCUGCUGGCUCAGCAUCAGCCACUGCCUGUGCGCCUGACGGCCUACACCCUCUUCAUCUACUUUUGGGAGAUGAGCUGGGGGGCAGGCCUGAGGCUCCUGAGGGCCUGUCCCUGGGACUACUCGGGUUAUAGGUACAAUCUGGGAGGACUGGUGACCCUGGAGUACGCACUACCCUGGGCUGUGGCAGCAUUCAUAGCAGAGCAGCAUGUGAUCAGGAACACCCUGAGGAUAAGACUGCACUAGUGAAGUGAUGUCAGUCUGGAGUUAUCUCAUAUGUCCCAAAUGAGUUUUGGACAUUUGGGGAAAAUAAGCCCAUUUUCUUUCUUGCCAGGAGUUGGUUGUGAAGACUGGAAGCACUCUCAUAUCUGUUUCAAUA